Ciona intestinalis (vase tunicate) is the source of this 786-nucleotide messenger RNA. RefSeq lists its product as uncharacterized. NCBI's taxonomy places the organism in Eukaryota, Metazoa, Chordata, Ascidiacea, Phlebobranchia, Cionidae. The record is from RefSeq and is a predicted model, not a curated record.
AAAUAACAGUCAGGAUUAUUGGUAUCAUUAGUCUCUUACUAUUUGAAUAGGAUACUAUGUGUUAUUUUAGGCAAAAUAUAUAUCUCACGAAAUACAAUUCGUUAUAGGCUUGAUUUUGGUUUCUUACGUAUUUCAUAGCACUGAUCGAUCGCUAAAAUGUUUAGGCCGUUUAUAGCACUGGUGUUCCUUGCUCUAUGUUUGUUACAAGUGGUUCGUUCAAACUCACUGCUGAGUUGCCAGGUUGUAACAGAAGGAUUGGAAAGUGAAACACAAAACCAAUGCAACUGUACAUUUGUUCGAAGCUUGAUUCAACAAGCCAUUAAUAAUGCAAAGAAAUGCAGUGGUGUGGUUUACGGGGGAAGAUGUAUUCGUUUCAUUUACACAAGUGGCUACGGCAUGUCGAGGCCUGAUGCUAGGAACAUGUGUGUUUACCAUGGUGGAACAUUGGUUGAUAUUGUGAACCAAGAAAUGUACAACUUAAUCUACAACUACGCUAAGGAGGCGUGGGAUGCUUACAUUGAUCGGAACCCAAACUAUGUGGAAAUGUGGUUGGCUUCUACAUACCAGAGUGGUACAGUUCGAUCCUCAGUGACUGGUGAAGUUAUUUACGCGAGAUGGCAUCCUACCUUCCCACAAACAGAUAACCGGCAUGCCAUGGGACUCGUAGUUGCUACCAAAGCAUCCCGUGGAAGCUUGCAUGGAAUGUUCAAUUACUUUCCAAGCCAUCCAUACCUUGUACCUUUGUGCUCGUUCCCGAUUUAAAUAAAAAUAAAUGGACCAAAUACU